AUGUCUUAUAGCAUCAUCAAGUUUCCUCGUGGGAAGGAUAACCAUGACUUUUAUUACUACAAGCCAUUAGAUGACUCUUGACCAAAAUCCAGUGCUCUCGUCACUGAUCCAGAGAGGAGUGUCUACCUCUGCUCAUUCACGAGAGAGCUUGAAGAAGGGUUUAUCAAAAAAUAUAUGGGUUUAGCAGGCCAUAUUGAGAGUGUUUACAUUGGAAUUUAUAAAAAUAGAAAAGGAAGCAAAAAGAAGAGAAGAGCCAUCUUCUACUCUAUUAUUGUAUACAAGUCAGCAAAGAGUGUGGUUAAUUGACAGAAUUCUGAUAGCAUCCAGCAUAAGAUUGAUCAUCUUAGAGAGUCUGAAGCAGAGCCAGAACUUGACCCAUUGAGUGGAUUAGGCAUGGACGACAAGACUGAAGAAGAAAAGCAGAAAUGGAUAGAUAAGAUGGAGGAAGGUGGCUUCACUCUGGUACUUCCUCAAAACCCGAAAUCUCAAAGAAAGUUUGUAUCUGAUGGAGCAACCACUGUUCAAGCAGCAAGUCUUAGAAAAACUAAACAGCUUCAAAAGAAAUUAGCAAAUAAGGAGGAAGUCAAUGAAGAAGAUGUCAGAAAGAGAAGAAAGAGACAGAGAAGAGAAUUGUACAAAAAUGAUUUCUAUAAAUUCCAGAUCAAGGAAGUUAAGAAGGAUGCCCUCAAAGAUCUCAGGAAAGGAUUCGAGAUGGACAAAAUCAAGCUCAUCAAUAGAAAGAGAAGGAAAGUGCAAGAAUAAUUUUCAAUAUUGCAAAGAAAA
Molecule: messenger RNA, 783 nt
Organism: Moneuplotes crassus
Lineage: Eukaryota; Ciliophora; Spirotrichea; Euplotida; Euplotidae
Source: the annotation of a GenBank genome assembly